AACUCUUCUAGUUCCUGACGUUCUCACGCACACACACACAAACACGCACAGACACUGUCUGACACACGCACUAAUACACGCACACGCUGCGUUCACUUUUCUUUUAACAACUUUUCUGCGCUUUUUACGCAAAUUUUACAUGAAUCGUUGAAAGUGUUUGUUUGUGGUUAAUCUCGUGCGUGUGUGUGCGCGUGUGUGUGCGUGCAAACACUCGGGCUAGCCGUCCCUGUGAGGACCCGCCCAGCGGAGCUCCGGGAGGACCGACUCGCUUCACUGCCAGACGCCCGGGACCCCUCUCUUCUUCGGGUUAAUGUCGUCCUUCAUCUCCACCCUCGUCUUCCUCUGCAGCGUGGCAGCUGCCACUCAGUCCAGUCACCUGACAGUCUCAGAGUCCAUGUGUUAUGAUUGGGGGGAGUCCAGUGACGGGACGGUCUCUGUCCUGGAAGGGGAGGCCGGUUGGCUCUCCUGUCCUCUUUUCUCUCAUCCCUCCGUCUACAACUACACGUCCACCCAGAGCGCUGGACACAACCUGUUCUGGUACCGCCUCCCCGAGGGCCACGACCUGGAGCAGCCAAUCAGGUCCAACAGGUACAGCUGCAGGAAGUUCUGACUGAUUUCAAAUGAUGCUCUAGAAACGUAUCGCUGCGACACCAGGAAAUGAAAAGCAAUGAAAAUUGUUAUAAAAAGGUGUUUUCACAUUAUUAUGGUACAGAAUCGCAUCAUGUUGUCAGAAGCUUCUCGUUAUGUUAGUUUGUUAAAUUCUAAAAAGAGUUUUCAAACGAAAACGUUCAGCUCCAUCCAUGACAUCACCUUUCAGAUAAAUAUUAUAUUCUUUAGGGUUAGACCAAUGUAUUAGUAU
This is a messenger RNA of Hippoglossus stenolepis (Pacific halibut), 859 nucleotides long. RefSeq names its product interleukin-1 receptor accessory protein-like. NCBI's taxonomy places the organism in Eukaryota, Metazoa, Chordata, Actinopteri, Pleuronectiformes, Pleuronectidae. The coding region runs from base 311 to 610 and encodes 99 amino acids. The transcript is spliced from 3 exons. The record is from RefSeq and is a predicted model, not a curated record.